AUGUGUUCAGGCUUCACUCUCAGUUUCAAGUGUCCAAAAGCGUUUCCUUUCGUCAUUUUCGUCAAUCAAGUGUUUCAGGCUUCACUCUCCAGUUUCAAGUGUCCAAAAGCGUUUCCUCGUCAUUUCUAUCAAGUGUGUUCAGGCUUCACUCUCCAGCUUCAAUCUCCAGUUCAAGUGUCCAAAAGCGUUUCCUCGUCAUUUCUAUCAAGUGUGUUCAGGCUUCCUCUCCAGUUUCAAGUGUCCAAAAUAUUUCCUCGUUUUCUAUCAAGUCAUUCACUCUCCAUUUCAAGUGUUGAAAAGCGUAGCCUCGUCAUUUCUAUCAAGUGUGUUCGACUUCUCUCCAGUUUCAAGUGUCCAAAAGCGUUUCAUUUUUUCUAUCAAGUGUGUUCAGGCUUCUCCAGUUUCAAGUGUCCAAAAGCCUUUCCUCGUCAUUUCUCCAGUCAAGUGUGUUCGUCAUUUUUCACUCUCUUCACUCUCCAGCUUCACUUUCAAAUCAAGUGUGUUCGUUUCCUCGUCAUUUCAAUCAAAAAGCGUUUCUCGUCAUUUUUCUAUCAAGGCCGCCGUUCAAGCUUCACUCUCAGUUUCCAAAGUGUCCAAAAGCGUUUCCUCGUCAUUUCUAUCAAGUGUGUUCAGGCUUCACUCUCCAGCUUCCGGUCUCCAGUUUUUCAAGUCCAAAAGCGUUUCCUCGUCAUUUCUAUCAAGUGUGUUCAGGCUUCCUCUCCAGUUUCAAGUGUCCAAAAGCGUUUCCUCGUCAUUUCUAUCAAGUGUGUUCAGGCUUCAAUCUCCAGUUUCAAAGUGUCCAAAAGCGUUUCCUCGUCAUUUCUAUCAAGUGUGUUCAGGCUUCUCUCCAGUUUCAAGUGUCCAAAAGCGUUUCCUCGUCAUUUUCUCCAUCAAUUUGUUCUCGUCAUUUCCCAGGCUUCACUCUCCAGUUUCAAGUGUCCAAAGCGUUUCCUCGUCAUUUCUAUCAAUGUCGUCCAGGCUUCACUCUCCAGUUUCAAGUGUCCAAAGCGUUUCCUCGUCAUUUCUAUCAAGUGUGUUCAAGGCUUCACUCUCCAGUUCAAAAAAAAGCGUUUCCUCGUCAUUUCAAAAGCGUUUCCUUUCAGAAGUCAUUUCUAUUUCAAUCAAGUGUGUUCAAGCUUCACUCUCAGUUUCAAGUGUCCAAAAAGCGUUUCCUCGUCAUUUCUAUCAAAUUGUGUUCAUCUUCCUCUCCAGUUUCAAGUGUCCAAAAGCGUUUCCUCGUCAUUUUUUCUAUCAAGUGUGUUCCAUUUCAAUCUCAGUUUCAAGUGUCCAAAAGCGUUUCUCGUCAUUUCUAUCAAUUGUGUUCAGGCUUCACUCUCAGUUUCAAGUGUCCAAAAGCGUUUCCUCGUCAUUUCAAUCAAGUGUGUUCAGGCUUCACUCUCCAGUUUCAAGUGUCCAAAAGCGUCCCUCGUCAUUUCUAUCAAGCUUCACUCUCCAGUUUCAAGUGUCCAAAAACGUUUCCUCGUCAUUUCUAUCAAGUGUGUUCCUUUUUCAAUCUCCAGUUUCAAGUGUCCAAAAGCGUUUCCUCGUCAUUUUCUCAAGUCAUUUCUAUCGUUCAGGCUUCCUCUCCAGUUUCAAUGGUGUCCAAAAGCGUUUCCUCGUCAUUUCAAUCAAGCUUGUGUUCAGGGCUUCAAGCUCGUUUCAAGUCCAAAGCGUUCCAAAAGCGUUUCCUCGUCAUUUUCAAUCAAUUUUGUUCAUUUCCACCUCUCAGUUUCAAGUGUCCAAAAGCGUUUCCUCGUCAUUUCUAUCAAGUGUGUUCAGGCUUCACUCUCAGUUUUCCAAAAGCGUUUCCUCGUCAUUUCUAUCAAGUGUUUCAGGCUUCACUCUCCAGUUUCAAGUGUCCAAAGCGAUUUCUCGUCAUUUCUAUCAAAGUGUGUUCAGGCUUCACUCUCCAGUUUCAAAGUGUCAAAAAGCGUUUCCUCGUCAUUUCAAUCAAGUGUGUUCAGGCUUCACUCUCCAGUUUCAAGUGUCCAAAGCGUUUUCUCGUCCAUUUUCAAUCAAGCUCGUUUAUUUUUCAAUCCAUUUUCAAAAUCAAAAGCUCGUCCAUUUUCAAUCAAAGUGUGUCCAUUUUCAAUCUCAUCGUCCAUUUCCAAUCAAUCUCCUUUAUUUUCAAUCAAGUCGUUCAUUUCAAUCAAGUUUUAUUUUCAAUCAAGCUCGUCCAUUUUUCAAUCAUGUUCGAUUAUUUUCAAUCUCGUCCAUUUUUCAAUCAAGUUCGAUUAUUUUCAAUCAAGCUCGUCCAUUUUCAAUCAAGCUCGUCCAUUUUCAAUCAAGUUCGAUUAUUUUUCAAUCUCGUCCAUUUUCAAUCAAGUUCCUUUAUUUUCAAUCAAGCUCGUCCAUUUCAAUUUUUUCAAUCAAGUCGUCCAUUUUCAAUCAAGCUCGUCCAUUUUCAAUCAAGUUCGUCCAUUUUCAAUCUCGUCCAUUUUCAAUCAAGUUCGUUUAUUUUCAAUUUCAAGCUCGUCCAUUUUCAAUCAAGCUCGUCCAUUUUCAAUCAAGCUCGUCCAUUUUCAAUCAUGUUCGAUUAUUUUCAAUCUCGUCCAUUUUCAAUCAAGCUCGUUUAUUUUCAAUCAAGCUCGUCCAUUUUUUCAAUCAAGCUCGUCCAUUUUCAAUCAAGCUGUUCCAUUUUUUCAAUCAAGUUCGUCCAUUUCAAUCAAGUUCGUCCAUUUUCAAUCAAGCUCGUCCAUUUUCAAUCAAGCUCGUCCAUUUUCAAUCAAGCUCGUCCAUUUUCAAUCAUGUUCGAUUAUUUUCAAUCAUUUCGUCAAGUUCAUUUUUUCAAUCAAGCUCGUCCAUUUUCAAUCAAGCUCGUCCAUUUUCAAUCAUGUCCAUUUUUUUCAAUCAAGUUUCUCGUCCAUUUUCAAUCAAGUUCGUCCAUUUUCAAUCAAGCUCGUUUUUCAAUCAAGCUUUCAAUCAAGCUCGUCCAUUUUCAAUCAAGUUCGUCCAUUUUCAAUCAAGCUCGUCCAUUUUUUUCAAUCAAUCUCGUCCAUUUUCAAAUCAAGUUCGUCCAUUUUCAAUCAAGCUUCCAUUUCAAUCAAUCAAGCUCGUCCAUUUUCAAUCAAGUUCGUUUAUUUUCAAAAUUUCAAUCAAGCUCGUCCAUUUUCAAUCAAGCUCGUCCAUUUUCAAUCAAUUUCGAUUAUUUUCAAUCUCGUCCAUUUUCAAUCAAACUUGUUUAUUUCAAUAAAAACUCGUCCAUUUUCAAUCAAGCUCGUCCAUUUUCAAUCAUGUUCGAUUAUUUUCAAUCUCGUCCAUUUUCAAUCAAGUUCGUUUAUUUUCAAUCAAGCUCGUCCAUUUUUUCAAUCAAGCUCGUCCAUUUUCAAUCAAGUUCGUUAUUUUCAAUCAAGCUCGUCCAUUUUUUUUAAUCAAGCUCGUCCAUUUUCAAUCAAGCUCGUCCAUUUUCAAUCAAGCUCGUCCAUUUUCAAUCAAGUUCGUCCAUUUUCAAUCAAGCUCGUCCAUUUUCAAUCAAGUUCGUUUAUUUCAAUCAAGCUCGUCCAUUUUCAAUCAAGCUCGUCCAUUUUUCAAUCAUGUUCGAUUAUUUUUUCAAUCAAUCUCGUCCAUUUUCAAUCAAGCUCGUUUAUUUUCAAUCAAGCUCGUCCAUUUUCAAUCAAGCUCGUCCAUUUUUCAAUCAUGUUCGAUUUUUUUUCAAUUUUCCAAUCAAAGUUCGUUUAUUUUCAAUCAAGCUCGUCCAUUUUCAAUCAAGCUCGUCCAUUUUCAAUCAAGUUCGUCCAUUUUCAAUCAAGCUCGUCCAUUUUCAAUCAAAGCGUCCAUUUUCAAUCAAUCGCGUCCAUUUUCAAUCUCAAAUCAAGUUCGUUUAUUUUCAAUCAAGUCCAUUUUCAAUCAAGUUCGUCCAUUUUCAAUCAAGUUCGUCCAUUUUCAAUCAAGCUCGUCCAUUUUCAAUCAAGUUCGUUUAUUUUCAAUCAAAGCGUUUUUAUUUUCAAUCAAGCAUUUUUCAAUCAAGCUCGUCCAUUUUUCAAUCAAGCUCGUUUUUCAAUCAAGCUCGUCAUUUUCAAUCAAUCUCGUCCAUUUUCAAUCAAGUUCGUUUAUUUUCAAUCAAGCCCAUUUUCAAUCAAUCGCGUCCAUUUUUCAAUCAAGCUCGUCCAUUUUCAAUCAAGCUCGUCCAUUUUCAAUCGUUCGUUUAUUUUUUUCAAUCAAGCUCGUCCAUUUUCAAUCAUGUUCGAUUAUUUUCAAUCUCGUCCAUUUUCAAUCAAGCUCGUCCAUUUUCAAUCAAGCUCGUCCAUUUUCAAUCAAGCUCGUCCAUUUUCAAUCAUGUUCGAUUAUUUUUCAAUCAAUUUUCCAUUUUUUCAAUCAAGUUCGUUUAUUUUCAAUCAAGCUCGUUUAUUUUCAAUCAAGCUCGUCCAUUUUCAAUCAAGCUUUAUUUUCGUCCAUUUUUUUCAAUCAUGUUCGUUUAUUUUCAAUCUCGUCCAUUUUCAAUUUCAUUUUUCCAUUCAAUUCAAUAAAACUCGUCCAUUUUCAAUCAAGCUCGUCCAUUUUCAAUCAUGUUCGAUUUUUUUCAAUCUCGUCCAUUUUCAAUCAAGUUCGUUUAUUUUCAAUCAAGCUCGUCCAUUUUUCAAUCAAGCUCGUCCAUUUUCAAUCAAGUUCGUUUAUUUUCAAUCAAAUCAAGCUCGUCCAUUUUCAAUCAAUCUCGUCCAUUUUCAAUCAAGUUCGUUUAUUUUCAAUCAGCUCGUCCAUUUUCAAUCAAGCUCGUCCAUUUUCAAUCAAUCUCGUCCAUUUUCAAUCAAUCUCGUUUAUUUUCAAUCAAGCUCGUCCAUUUUCAAUCAAGCUCGUUUAUUUUCAAUCAAGCUCGUCCAUUUUCAAUCAAGCUCGUCCAUUUUCAAUCAAGCUCGUCCAUUUUCAAUCAAGCUCGUCCAUUUUCAAUCAAGCUCGUCCAUUUUCAAUCAAGCUCGUCCAUUUUCAAUCAAUCUCGUCCAUUUUCAAUCAAGCUCGUCCAUUUUCAAUCAAGCCCGUCCAUUUCAAUUUCAAUCUCGUCCAUUUUCAAUCAAGCUUCGUUUAUUUUCAAUCAAGCUCGUCCAUUUUCAAUCAAGCUCGUCCAUUUUUCAAUCAUGUUCGAUUAUUUCAAUCAAUCUCGUCCAUUUUCAAUCAAGUUCGUUUAUUUUCAAUCAAGCUCGUCCAUUUUUCAAUCAAGCUCGUCCAUUUUCAAUCAAGCUUCGUUUUAUUUUCAAUCAAGCUCGUCCAUUUUCAAUCAAUCUCGUUUAUUUUCAAUCAAUCUCGUCCAUUUUCAAUCAAUCUCGUCCAUUUUCAAUUUUUUUUCAAUCAAGCUCGUCCAUUUUCAAUCAAAUUUUCAAUCAAGCUCGUCCAUUUUCAAUCAAGCUCGUCCAUUUUCAAUCAAGUUCGUUUAUUUUCAAUCAAGCUCGUCCAUUUUUCAAUCAAUCUCGAUUAUUUUCAAUCAAGCUCGUCCAUUUUCAAUCAAUCUCGUCCAUUUUCAAUCAAGUCGAAGUCCAUUUUCAAUCAAAGCUCGUCCAUUUUCAAUCAAGCUCGUCCAUUUUCAAUCAAGCUCGUCCAUUUUCAAUCAAAACCACACUCGUCCAUUUUCAAUCAAGCUCGUCCAUUUUUUCAAUCAAGCUCGUCCAUUUUCAAUCAAGCUCGUCCAUUUUCAAUCAAGUUCGUUUAUUUUCAAUCAAGCUCGUCCAUUUUCAAUCAAGUUCGUUUUAUUUCAAUCAAGCUCGUUUAUUUUCAAUCAAAACAGCUCGUCCAUUUUCAAUCAAUUUUCAAUCAAGUCCCAUUUUCAAUCAAGCUCGUUUAUUUUCAAUCAAGCUCGUCCAUUUUCAAUCAAGCUCGUCCAUUUUCAAUCCAAGCUCGUUUAUUUUCAAUCAAGCUCGUCCAUUUUCAAUCAAGUCCCAUUUUUUCAAUCAAUCGUUUCAUUUUCAAUCAAUCUCGUCCAUUUUCAAUCAAGCUUUCAAUCAAGCUCGUCCAUUUUUCAAUCAAGUCGUCCAUUUUCAAUCAAGCUCGUUUAUUUUCAAUCAAGCUCGUCCAUUUUCAAUCAAGUUCGUUUAUUUUCAAUCAAGCUCGUCCAUUUUCAAUCAAGUCGUUUAUUUUCAAUCAAGCUCGUCCAUUUUUUCAAUCAAGUUCGUUUAUUUUUUUCAAUCAAGCUCGUCCAUUUUCAAUCAAGCUUCGUCCAUUUUCAAUCAAGCUCGUCCAUUUUCAAUCAAGCUCGUCCAUUUCAAUCAAGCUCGUCCAUUUCAAUCAAGCUCGUCCAUUUUCAAUCAAGCUCGUUUAUUUUCAAUCAAGCUCGUCCAUUUUCAAUCAAGUUCGUUUUCAAUCAUUUCCAUUUUCAAUCAAGCUCGUCCAUUUUCAAUUCGUCCAUUUUCAAUCAAGUUCGUUUAUUUUCAAUCAAGCUCGUCCAUUUUCAAUCAAGUUCGUCCAUUUUCAAUCAAGCUCCAUUUUCAAUCAAAGUUCGUUUAUUUUCAAUCAAGCUCGUCCAUUUUCAAUCAAGUCGUCCAUUUUCAAUCAAGCUCGUCCAUUUUCAAUCAAGCUCGUUUAUUUUUCAUUUUCAAUUUUCAAUCAAAGCUCGUCCAUUUUCAAUCAAGCUCGUCCAUUUUCAAUCAAGCUCGUCCAUUUUCAAUCAAGCUCGUCCAUUUUCAAUCAAGCUCGUUUAUUUCAAUCAAGCUCGUCCAUUUUCAAUCAAGUUCGUCCAUUUUCAAUCAAGUUCGUUUAUUUUCAAUCAAGCUCGUCCAUUUUCAAUUUUAUUUUCAAUCAAGCUCGUCCAUUUUCAAUCAAGUUCGUUUAUUUUCAAUCAAGCUCGUCCAUUUCAAUCAAGUUCGUUUAUUUUCAAUCAAGUCUCGUCCAUUUUCAAUCAAGCUCGUCCAUUUUCAAUCAAGUUCGUUUAUUUUCAAUCAAGCUCGUCCAUUUUUCGUCAUUUCAAUCAAGUUCGUUUAUUUUCAAGCUCGUCCAUUUUCAAUCAAGUUCGUUUAUUUUUCAAUCAAGCUCGUCCAUUUUUUCAAUCAAGUUCGUUUAUUUUCAAUCAAGCUCGUCCAUUUUCAAUCAAGUUCGUUUUAUUUUCAAUCAAAACAAUCCAUUUUUCAAUCAAGCUUCGUUUAUUUUCAAUCAAGCUCGUCCAUUUUCAAUCAAGCUCGUUUAUUUUCAAUCAAGCUCGUCCAUUUUCAAUCAAGCUCGUUUAUUUUCAAUCAAGCUCGUCCAUUUUCAAUCAAGCUCGUCCAUUUUUUCAAUCAAGUUCGUUUAUUUUCAAUCAAGCUCGUUAUUUUCAAUUUUUCAAUCAAGCUCGUUUAUUUUCAAUCAAGCUCGUCCAUUUUCAAUCAAGUUCCAUUUCAAUUUUCAAUCAUUUUCAAUCAAGCUCGUCCAUUUUCAAUCAAGUUCGUUUAUUUUCAAUCAAGCGUCCAUUUUCGUCCAUUUUCAAUCAAGCUCGUUUAUUUUCAAUCAAGCUCGUCCAUUUUCAAUCAAGCUCGUCCAUUUUCAAUCGUCCAUUUUCAAUCAAGCUCGUCCAUUUUCAAUCAAGCUUUCAAUCGUCCAUUUUCAAUCAAGCUCGUCCAUUUUCAAAUCAAGCUCGUCCAUUUUUUCAAUCAAGUUCGUUUAUUUUCAAUCAAGCUCGUCCAUUUUCAAUCAAGUUCGUUUUUUUUUCCAAGCUUCCAUUUUCAAUCAAAUUGUUCGUCCAUUUUCAAUCAAGUUCGUUUAUUUCAAUCAAGCUCGUCCAUUUUCAAUCAAGUUCGUUUAUUUUCAAUCAAGCUCGUCCAUUUUUCAAUCAAGCUCGUUUAUUUUCAAUCAAGCUCGUCCAUUUCAAUCAAGCUCGUCCAUUUUCAAUCAAGCUCGUCCAUUUUCAAUCAAGUUCGUUUAUUUUUCAAUCAAGCUCGUCCAUUUUCAAUUUUUCAAUUGUUCGUUUAUUUUCAAUCAAGCUCGUUUAUUUUCAAUCAAGCUCGUCCAUUUUCAAUCAAGUUCGUUUAUUUUCAAUCAAGCUCGUCCAUUUUCAAUCAAGCUCGUUUAUUUUCAAUCAAGCUCGUCCAUUUUCAAUCAAGUUCGUUUAUUUUCAAUCAAGCUCGUCCAUUUCAAUCAAGCUCGUUUAUUUUCAAUCAAGCUCGUUUAUUUUCAAUCAAGCUCGUCCAUUUUCGAAUCAAGCUCGUUUAUUUUCAAUCAAGCUCGUCCAUUUUCAAUACUCUUGAUUUCAAGUGUCCAAGCGUUUUCCCUCGUCAUUUUUCUAUCAAGUUUGUUCAGGCUUCACUCCUCCAGUUUCAAGUGUCCAAAAGCGUUUUCCUCGUCAUUUCUAUCAAGAAGUGUUCAGGGCUUCCACUCUCCAGUUCCAAGUGUCCAAAAAGCGUUUCCUCGUCAUCAAUCAAUUGUGUUCAGGCUUCAAUCUCCCGUUUCAAGCUUCCUCUCCAGUUUCAAGUGUCCAAAACGUUUCCCUCCUCAUUUUCUAUCAAUUGUGUUCCAGGCUUCACUCCCGUUGCAAAGUGUUCCAAAAGCGGUCCUCAUUGUCCAAAAGUGAUUCCUUCACUCAUUUCUAUGUCCAAGCGUUUCUACGUCAUUUCAGGCUUCACUCUCCGGUUUUACGUGUCCAAAAGCGUUUCUUCGUCAUUUCUAACGUUCAGGCUUCACUCUCCAGUUUCAAGUGUCCAAAAACGUAGCCUCGUCAUUUCUAUCAAGUGUGUUCAGGCUUCACUCCCCAGUUUCAAGUGUCCAAAAAGCGUCUCCUCGUCAUUUCUAUCAAGUUUGUUCAGGUUUCCUCUCAGUUUCAAAGUGUCCCAAAAGCGUUUCCUCGUCAUUUUUAUCAAGUGUGUUCAGGCUUCACUCUCCAGUUUUAAAGGUCCAAAAGCGUUUCCUCGUCAUUUCUAUCAAGUGUACUCAGGCUUCCUCUCCAGUUUCAAGUGUCCAAAUGCGUUUCCUCGUCAUUUCUAA
Molecule: messenger RNA, 8871 nt
Organism: Acanthosepion pharaonis
Lineage: Eukaryota; Metazoa; Mollusca; Cephalopoda; Sepiida; Sepiidae
Source: the annotation of a GenBank genome assembly